Molecule: messenger RNA, 1342 nt
Organism: Apodemus sylvaticus (European woodmouse)
Lineage: Eukaryota; Metazoa; Chordata; Mammalia; Rodentia; Muridae
Gene: Rnf183
Product: ring finger protein 183
Exons: 2
Coding region: 338-910 (190 amino acids)
Biological process (GO): protein ubiquitination
Molecular function (GO): ubiquitin protein ligase activity
Source: RefSeq, a predicted model, not a curated record
CGAACGGCCUCUCUGGGACUGUUGGCUGUCCCCGUCCUAAAGGGGUGCCUAUUUUGGCUGCAGCUACCAAGUUAAAAGAGGAGGUGAUGAAGAGGCUGGGUGUGUGUGUGUCUCACAGUCAGAUCUCAUCUGCAGCAAGUGGAGCAUAUGACAGGCGGCUCCUGUGUGCAAGGAGAUGCCAGCCUUUUAGAAAAGAAAUGAGGGCCCAAGAGAGAGCAAACCCAGAAGACUUGUCCUCAUGGUGAUCUAGAAAGAGGGAGCUGUCACCCUUUCCUUUCCAAUCUGCUGAUUUCAGGGCAUCCUCGAGAGGUUCCUGUUCCCUGUAUGUGAUUGGAGGAUGAGCGAGCCACAGGGCCAGGAGCUCAGAGCUGAGUGCCCUGUCUGCUGGAACCCUUUCAACAACACAUUCCACACCCCCAAAGUGCUAGACUGCUGUCACUCCUUCUGCGUGGAAUGCCUGGCCCACCUCAGCCUGGUGACCCCAGCCAGGCGCCGCCUGCUCUGCCCACUCUGUCGUCAGCCCACCGUGCUGGCUUCAGGGCAACCAGUCACUGACUUGCCUACAGACACUGCCAUGCUGACCCUGCUCCGCUUGGAGCCCCACCAUGUCAUCCUCGAGGGCCACCAGCUCUGUCUCAAGGACCAGCCCAAGAACCGCUACUUCCUGCGUCAGCCUCGGGUCUACACCCUGGACCUUGGCCCUGAGCCUGGGAGCCAGACUGGGCUCCCCCAGGACACAGCCCCUGACACCAGGCCAGUGCCCAUCCCCAGCCACUACUCUCUCAGAGAGUGUGUCCGCAACCCUCACUUCCGGAUCUUUGCCUAUCUGAUGGCUGUCAUCCUCAGUGUCACCCUGCUGCUCAUCUUCUCCAUCUUUUGGACUAAGCAGUUCUUUUGGGGCAUGGGGUGAGUGCUGUGUGUUCCAGGACAAGGAGGAGAACCUUUCUCUGCAGUUGCUGGACCAGGAACUACAAAGCAGCCUUUGGUAUUACUUUUCUUGUAGUAUUGCUCAUUUUACAGCUCAGGGAUUGGCUAGGUCUGCUUAGGAGAACAGAGACGGCCCGACAGGAGGGGAAGAGCCAAAGAGCCAGGGGCCUAAUCACAAACUAUGGGGUCAUGGAGGAGAGAGAGGCAGUUUGAUGGCUACAUAGUGAGUUGUGCCAAAGGGCUGGACAGCACCACCCAGACAUCCGACUAGCUGAGAGCUCGUAGCAUCUUCCACUGGAGCAGUGUUGAGCUGUUCCUAUGUUGCUGGUAAUUCUGGAAAGCGUUUCAGUUCUGUCUGCCUGCCCGUGUGCUUGUCUCCCCUUUCAGCUUUUUCUGAUUCUUGCCAUCGUUUCCA